This is a messenger RNA of Notothenia coriiceps (black rockcod), 2261 nucleotides long. RefSeq names its product aminopeptidase O (putative) (gene aopep). The transcript has 12 exons. Gene Ontology annotation, cellular component: nucleolus. The record is from RefSeq and is a predicted model, not a curated record. The coding region runs from base 57 to 2261 and encodes 734 amino acids. Gene Ontology annotation, molecular function: metalloaminopeptidase activity; zinc ion binding. Lineage: Eukaryota; Metazoa; Chordata; Actinopteri; Perciformes; Nototheniidae.
GAGUACUCGUGAUGAUCAUCGAUCUGGCAGCCCAGCUUUGACACCAUUUGUGAGACAUGCAGCCAGACAAGAACCUAAACCCCGAAAUGGAUGACCUUCCACUCCGAGCCAAUACUAACCACAUACUUGUCAGGCAUUAUGUGCUGGACCUGACGCUUCAUUUUGACAGGAAUGUCAUCAGUGGUAGUGUCGUUCUGUUCUUGGAGCCUUCCUCUGGAUCGGGGUCUAAGACUGAGGAUGGCAUUGGACCUGGAUCUUGCAUUAUAGAAGCUGGAAGGAGUCACGAUGUAUAUGUGUGCAGAUCUCACAAUGAGGACACAGUGGAGGAUGGUACAGAAGGAAUUGGGAAGGCUAUGACAAAGAUGGAGAAGAUACUUGGUGCUGGAGAAAGAGAUGGAGCUGAAUGUCAGGCUCUGUCUGGCGUACGUGCACAGACUCCACCUGAAACAGAAAUUAUUCAGUCUUCACAUUUGUGGGAAACAACCAGUGACGAUGAUUUCACCUUAGUGAUGGACUGCUGUGACCUCCAUGUGUCAAAGGUGGAAGAGGUGGACAUCUCCUCUGUGUUUGCAUCUGAGAGCUCAGGUGUUAGAUUAGUCAACCGGCAAACAGCCUUUAUUCAGAACCUUAUCUCUAUGCCCUCUGACCAAUGGAGGCAGAAGCACCAGCUCUUUUCUCUAUGCAGCCAGGCGCCUGGUGCUCAGCACGGCAGCUCACUGCAAUUCUAUCGAGACCAAUGGAGUCUGCAGGUGAGGAAGAAGGGGGUCGCCUCAGCUCAGGGGUUUCCUCGUGCUCUCAGGAUUUGCUAUGAGACAAGACCAACAGGAGGCUCCGUGAGGUGGACGAAGGACCAGGACAACAGGGUGUGUGUUUACACCGCCGGCUCUCCCAUCAACAACCGAGCCCUCUUCCCCUGCCAGGAGCCGCCUGUUGCCAUGUCAACAUGGCAGGCAACAGUGCGGGCCCCCAGUGAGUGUGUGGUUCUGAUGAGUGGGGAGGAGGAGGCUAUACCUGUUGGGGACGGGGACACAAGCUUGUUAAUAUGGAAUUACUAUGUCACUAUGCCCAUGCCCGCCUCCACCUUCACCUUGGCAGUGGGCCACUGGCACCAAGUCCCAGCAGAAAUUGCUCCAGCAGUGGAAAGAGGGCUGAAGACGGAUUGUAGUAAGACUGCCAAACUCGGGGCUAGACCCGGGGAAAGGGUCCAGGCUGACCAAAUGUCUGGCCAUGGGAGCUCCAUCAGUGAAGUAGUAAAGGGCUCUCCACUCAAGACUGGCAGCGGAGACCAGACCACCCACUCAGACUCUGCACUCUGUUACUCUUCCCUUGAGGAUGCGACGCACUCUGUAACUGAUUAUUCAGGCAUAGUGGAUGACAGCAUCUCUUGUUCCCAUGACGACUACCCUUGCCGAUUCACUGAGGAGUCGGCUAGGUCCCAGCGGGUGAUCCCGCACCGUGUGUUUGGCCCCGUCAGCUUGCUGCAGAAGGCCCAGGUGGGAGUCCUUAAGCUGUUGCCUCGAUGUUUGGCUGCAGCUCACACCAUUCUGGGGGUCCAUCCUUUUCCCCGCCUUGAUGUCCUCAUCGUCCCAGCAGGCUUCUCCAGUCUGGGCAUGGCAAGCCCCCAUAUCAUUUUCCUUUCCCAGAGUGUGUUGUGCGCUGGGAGUCCUGGUACUGAAGAGAAGAGCCUGUCCCUGUGUGGGUCCAGAAUUUGCCAUGAGAUCGCCCACUCCUGGUUUGGCCUGGUUAUCGGAGCACGAGACUGGACUGAGGAAUGGAUCAGCGAGGGCUUUGCCACCUACCUGGAGGACAUUAUCUGGGCCCAAGCUCAAAAACUCCCCUCACAAGAGACAGCAGAACAGUCUGACUUGAAGGCUCUGCUGAGGUGGAGACGGCUCUCUGAUGAGUUGCAGAACUCAGACGAGGCACUUCAAAUCCUCAGGCCUAACAUGGGGAACACUGGUCAGGUCAGUGACUCUGGCUCAUCUACGGUUAAACAUGCCCUUAACCCAGACAAAACCUUCAUGCAAGUCCACUACCUCAAGGGUUACUUCCUCCUCAGGUUCUUGGCCAGUCAAGUGGGAGAGCAACAAUUCAUCAAUUUCUUCAGAUUAUUUGUGAAGAAAUACCAUGGGCAACUCAUCUUGUCUCAGGAUUUCCUGCAAAUGCUGCUGAUUACCUUUCCCGACUUGGAGAGAGAAGGCCUCACCCUCAGUGCUAUUCAUGCUGACUGGCUCGAUCGACCGGGAAUUCCAAAGGUAUGA